CUCAUCUCUUUCAUCCUUGUUUAUUUCAGGCAAGUUAAUUCUGAGGCUCUUCUGCCAUUUUGAGGUGUUCGUGGGAGAAGAAUGAAGGUUGAGGUGGUGGCCUGGAGAAAGCGAGCCAACCCCCUUUGAGAAUUAGCAUGAUGGUGUAUAGGGGAGCAUUGUGCUGGGUGUCAGGGGACUUGGGCUUCUGUCUCCGCUCAGGGACUGGGACGUGACGGAAUAACUCAGCUGGUCUGGAACUGUAGGAACAGAGCUGGGCAUGCAGAGGUCAGGUUGAAGGAGAAACCCCAGAAGAAAGAAGCCAAAUUGGAAGUUAAGAGACAAAGUCAGAGCUGAACUUCUCCCCAGCAUGUUCCAUCCAGCUGGGGUCCCAGCCUAGAGUCCUGGGGGCAUCUCAUACUUAGAGCAUCUGAAACGCAGCAGCUCACCGUGAGUCACCUCCGACCCGCCCUGUAUCCUGCUCCCAGGAAGUGACACGGCCAUCGCCCAAGCCAGAGUCAGGAUUGCAACCUCUACUGACUCUUUGGGCCGGAGGAAAACCUUUGGAGACCCGCAGCACUGACCAAGGGACACAUGGAAGCCAUCUGCCCACUAGCUGAGGAUCAGCUGAGCCUUGGGACUAAUGCUGAUCCACACUACUGAGAAUGGCACCGUCACCCAGUCAGGCACCAGGACAAAGGUUAACCCGGGACACUCCUGGACAGUGAUCCUGAUGUCUGUUCUGAGCUGUGCACUCAAGGGUGUGAUAACUGGCCCCAGAAGGCGCCAUGGCUUCCGUGGAGCCCCUGACGGCGCUGUCCCGCUGGUACCUGUACGCCAUCCAUGGCUACUUCUGCGAGGUGAUGUUCACCGCGGCCUGGGAGUUCGUGGUGAACUUUAACUGGAAGUUCCCGGGGGUGACGAGCGUGUGGGCGCUGUUCAUCUACGGCACCUCCAUCCUGAUCGUGGAGCGCAUGUACCUGCGCCUGCGGGGCCGCUGCCCGCUGCUGCUGCGCUGCCUCAUCUACACGCUCUGGACCUACCUGUGGGAGUUCACCACCGGCUUCAUCCUGCGCCAGUUCAACGCCUGCCCCUGGGACUACUCCCAGUUCGACUUCGACUUCAUGGGCCUCAUCACCCUGGAGUACGCCGUGCCCUGGUUCUGCGGGGCCCUCAUCAUGGAGCAGUUCAUCAUCCGGAACACCCUCCGCCUCCGCUUUGACAAGGACGCCGAGCCCGGGGAGCCCGGGGAGCCCGCAGGUGCCCUGGCCCUGGCCAACGGCCACAUCAAGACUGACUGAGUGGGGGACUCGUGGCCGGGGUGGGGCGGGGC
This is a messenger RNA of Molossus molossus (Pallas's mastiff bat), 1312 nucleotides long. It is a transcript of the gene TMEM229B, whose product is annotated as transmembrane protein 229B. Bases 768 to 1280 code for a protein of 170 amino acids. NCBI's taxonomy places the organism in Eukaryota, Metazoa, Chordata, Mammalia, Chiroptera, Molossidae. The transcript has 6 exons. The record is from RefSeq and is a predicted model, not a curated record.